AUGGUCCUCCUCGGCAUCCUUAGAAUCCUUUUUUUGGGACUGGGGCUUUUUAUGGAACAUGGGGUCCAAAUGGCAAAGGUAGGGCAGCCCUCUAAUGCCCUCAUGGCUGAUGCCCCUUCCUUGCCCCUGAUUCGGGAGCUACUAGAAGAAGCUCCUGGCAAGCAGCGGAAGAAGCCACCUGUCCUAGGGCAUCCUUUGCGGUACAUGCUGGAGUUGUACCAGCGUUCAGCUGAUGCACGUGGGCACCCUAGAGAAAACCGCACCAUUGGGGCCACUAUGGUGAGGCUGGUGAGACCCUUGGCCAAUGUAGCAAAGCCUCUCAGAGGCCCCUGGCAUACACAGACCCUGGAAUUUCCUCUGACACCAAACCCAGUAGCAUACCAACUGGUCCGAGCCACUGUGGUUUACCGCCAUCAGCUCCACCUAGCUCGUUUCCAUCUCUCCUGCCACGUGGAGCCCUGGGUCCAGAAAGGCCCAGCCAGCCAGUUUCCCUCUUCAGAAACCGGUUCCUCAAAGCCUUCCUUGCUGUUCAAAGCUUGGACAGAGAUGGAUAUCACACAACAUGUUCAAAGGCUCUGGAAUCAGAAGGGGCGCAGGGUUCUACGGCUCCGCUUCAUGUGCCAGCAGCAAAAAGGUAGUGAGAUUGAGCUUCAAUGGCAUGGCACUUCAUCCUUGGACACUGCAUUUUUGUUACUCUACUUCAAUGAUACUCAUAAAAGUGUUCGGAAGGACAAACUUCGCCCCAAAGUCCUGGAGGAGUUCAUGGAAGGGGACUCUUCCCUCCUCUUGCGGAAAGCCCGACAAGUAGGCAGUAUCACAUCCAGAGUUCCUGGCCCCUUCAGGGAACAUGAUGAGCCUAAAAGUAACCAGUGUUCCCUCCACCCUUUCCAAGUCAGCUUCCAGCAACUGGGCUGGGAUCACUGGAUUAUUGCUCCCCAUCUAUAUACUCCAAACUACUGUAAGGGAGUCUGCCCUCGGGUACUACAUUAUGGUCUCAAUUCUCCCAAUCAUGCCAUCAUCCAGAACCUUGUCAAUGAGCUGGUGGACCAGAGGGUCCCUCAGCCCUCCUGUGUUCCAUAUAAGUAUGUUCCCAUUAGCAUCCUUCUGAUUGAGGCAAAUGGGAGUAUCUUAUAUAAGGAGUAUGAGGAUAUGAUUGCCCAGUCCUGUACAUGCAGGUGA
Hyaena hyaena (striped hyena) is the source of this 1179-nucleotide messenger RNA. It is a transcript of the gene BMP15, whose product is annotated as bone morphogenetic protein 15. NCBI's taxonomy places the organism in Eukaryota, Metazoa, Chordata, Mammalia, Carnivora, Hyaenidae. The record is from RefSeq and is a predicted model, not a curated record. Gene Ontology annotation, molecular function: cytokine activity; growth factor activity. Gene Ontology annotation, cellular component: extracellular region. Gene Ontology annotation, biological process: BMP signaling pathway; SMAD protein signal transduction. The coding region runs from base 1 to 1179 and encodes 392 amino acids. The transcript is spliced from 2 exons.